AAGUUUGGGAGAUUUUGCAUCUUCCUAGUGAAAGGAAUUGCCAUGUGACGUUGCUAUAUAAAAACCAUCGAAUCUUUCGUUUAAGCCACAUUUCGACUCUAGUCCUUAACAUACGUACACCAUGAGAGCCUUCAUAGUUUCCCUCUUGCUGGUCUGCGUGAUCGCAGCAAACGGCGAAGCACCCUCCAAGAAUGUCGAAAAACGCGGUCUGCUGGGAGGCAGCGGCUACAGUUCUGGAGGUCUGCAUGGAAGCGGCGGAUACAGUUCUGGAGGUCUGCACGGAAGUGGCGGAUACAGUUCUGGAGGUCUGCUGAGCGGCGGAUACAGCGGUGGUCAUGGAGUGAGUGGAAGUUACCUUCCACCUGUGCCGGUUAAGAAACCUUACGUGCCAGCUCCCACAUACGGUGUCCCAUCGUACACACCUUCCUUCCAGGUCCCAUCCUACAGCUCUGGAGGCGACUUUGGUCAUUCCGUUGGCCACGUUCCUUCUUAUUCCGCACCCGUAUCUGCACCGUUGCCGAGCUAUGGUAUCCCCAGCUACGCUCCAGCGUCCACUUAUGGCGCCCCUGCUCCAGCGUUCCACCAUUCCUCCCACGGUUUGGGAUCCGGAAGUUAUGGUGCACCAAGCCUAGAGUCGGUGCAUUCUGUCGCCUUAGGUUCUUACCCCAGCAAGAGUUAUGGCGUCCCUGCUCUGGCUCUUGGUGGUGGACUCUCUUUGGGUGUGCCCAGCAAAUCUUAUGGCGUUCCUGCAAUUCAUGGAUCUGGAUUCUCAUCGGGUUUGUCCCUUGGACACGCUGCUCUCCCAAGCUCCACUUAUGGUGCACCUAGCCAUGGCGUACAUGGAUCUAGCUUGUCCGUUGCAUCCGUAGGCUUACCAAGUGCUACUUAUGGUGUACCUAGCCAUGGAUCUAGCUUGUCCGUUGGUCUUCCCAGCUCUAGUUAUGGUGUACCUAGCCAUGGAGGUUCUGAUUUGUCACUUGGAUCUGUUGGAUCUGUUGGUCUUCCCAGCUCUACCUAUGGUGUACCUAGUCAUGGACAUGGUUCUGACUUAUCCGUUGGAUCCGUUGGAUCCGUUGGUCUCCCCAGUGUUUCUUACGGUGUACCUAGUACUGGUGGCCAUGGUGGAUCCGGUGACGGAUACUCGUACCCCGUCCCAUCGACUAAGUUGCUCGAUUAAGUUAUUGUUGGGAGGGUUAAUUGAAAUUUAGGUAAUUUCUUCAUUUUUUUAUGGAAGUUGUUGCGAAAUUGACUGUACUUGAAACACGAAAACCAGUGUAAAUAAGAACUGAGAUUGUAGGAAGUUUUUGUAUGUAAAUAAAAAAAUUAUUACCA
Molecule: messenger RNA, 1332 nt
Organism: Megachile rotundata (alfalfa leafcutting bee)
Lineage: Eukaryota; Metazoa; Arthropoda; Insecta; Hymenoptera; Megachilidae
Source: RefSeq, a predicted model, not a curated record